Messenger RNA from Gymnodraco acuticeps, 1526 nucleotides. Its product is annotated as protein Wnt-8a-like. Bases 169 to 1254 code for a protein of 361 amino acids. The record is from RefSeq and is a predicted model, not a curated record. Gene Ontology annotation, molecular function: frizzled binding; cytokine activity. Gene Ontology annotation, biological process: canonical Wnt signaling pathway; cell fate commitment; neuron differentiation. Gene Ontology annotation, cellular component: extracellular region. NCBI's taxonomy places the organism in Eukaryota, Metazoa, Chordata, Actinopteri, Perciformes, Bathydraconidae. The transcript has 6 exons.
CGCAUUUUCACAGUCGACCGUUACCUGCAGGAAAAAUCUGUCAAGGGGCCGGACCAUAUAAAUAUCAUCAGCAUGGCUUGAGCUAAAUCAUCAAUUGCCUCGCCUCUCUCUCGGCAAUAACAUCUGGGAUUAACACAAACAAAGUUCUCCGUUUAGAAUACAGCUGUUAUGGGACCUUUUUAUUUCCUAGCCAUGGUUCUAUCCAUGUGCUCUCAUGCUCAUCUUGCAUUGGCUUGGACGGUGAAUAAUUUCCUCAUGACUGGACCUAAGGCUUUUCUGACAUAUGCCGAUAGUGUGCAAGUUGGCGCACAGAGUGGAAUACACGAGUGCAAACACCAGUUCGCGUGGGAGCGCUGGAACUGCCCAGAAAACACGCUCCAAUUAUCCACACACAACGGCCUCCGCAGUGGUAAGACAUCAACAAGACAAACGUCUUUCGUCCAUGGCAUCAGCGCUGCCGGAGUGAUGUACACGCUCACCAAGAACUGCAGUAUGGGAGACUUUGACAACUGCGGCUGUGAUGACUCCAGAAUUGGACAAACAGGUGGUAGAGGGUGGAUUUGGGGAGGCUGCAGUGAUAACGUGGCGUUUGGAGAGAAGAUCUCAAAACAGUUCGUGGACGCGCUGGAAGGUGGGCAGGACUCACGCGCAGCAAUCAACCUGCAUAACAACGAGGCAGGCCGACUGGCAAUCAAAGCUACCAUGAGGAGAGCCUGUAAGUGCCACGGGGUGUCCGGGAGCUGCAGCAUCCAAACCUGCUGGAUGCAGCUGGCCGACUUCAGAGAGGUGGGGAACUACCUGAAGAUGAAGUACGAACACGCAAAGAAGCUGGAGAUGGACAAGAAGCCGACAAGGUCUGGGAACAGCGCGGACAACCGAGCAGCCAUUGCACUAGCUUUUAGGAGCAUCGCUCGCACUGAGCUCGUCUACCUGGAGGAUUCCCCGGAUUACUGCGUCAAGAACCGGAGCCUGGGAUUCCAGGGCCUCGAGGGGCGGGAAUGUCUGAAGGGAAACAAGAACAUGUCUCUGUGGGAGAGAAAGAGCUGCCGCAGGCUGUGCUAUGAAUGCGGCCUCAAAGUGGUGGAGAAGCGCAUUGAGGUCGUCAGCAGCUGCAACUGCAAAUUCCACUGGUGCUGCACGGUCAAGUGUGACAAAUGUACGCAAGUUGUUACGAAAUAUUACUGCGCGCGUAAACAAGGUGGCAGGAAGCCACAUAAUAAAGCCAAGCGCAGGAACCGUGCGCAACGCCACUGACUACUAUUUGUUGCAUUGGAUCUCUAUUUCUAUUGUGGACAUUAACAAACAUUAUUCAGUAUUACAAGAAUGUAACUUUAAUUUUCAACUUGACAUAUCAACUGACACCUUUUAAUGCACUUGUUCUUUUGAUUUGAUUCUGACAAAACUCUCCAUUCAUGCUCACUCGUUUGUGUUGGGUUUCAGGGAUAACUGGUUUAUUGCGUCUGUAAAUUGUCUUGUAUUUUAUAUGUAUUCUUAAUUGAAAUUAUAAUAAAUAUUUUUCUACAAUA